GAUGGUACGCAAACAAAUGCGGUAUCACUAUCACAAGUGAUAACGUCAUGACGAUUGUAAUGUUUUCUCAAAGGAGCUUCGUUAUUUCGUACGGAGAACAAAAUAGAUAACUGACACGCCUCGUAAGAUACAGAACGCUUUUAUCGUUAGCACAUAUUAAUAUAUAAUUUUAUUAAUAAAGUUCGCGACGUUUUGUUUUAAGUUAUUAUGUUACACAAAUCAGCGGCUCUUCGGUCGAAGAGCCUUUAUUUGAAACAUGUAGUGUAUUAUUCCUCAGCUAAGGCUAGUCGCAUUAUUGCAAUACGUCGAGAAGAUCAGUCAGUAUGGGAGAGGAGAGCACCUUUCUCGCCAACCAAUGUCAACCGACUGGUUCGACAGGGCGUCAAAGUUAUUGUGCAACCUUCAAACCGAAGAGCAUAUCCAAUGCAGUCUUACAUAAAUGCAGGAGCGAUUGUCCAAGAAGACAUAAGCGAGGCCAGCGUUAUUCUGGGAGUGAAGCAGACACCGAUAGACCUUCUGAUCCCCAACAAGACUUACUGCUUCUUCUCACACACCAUAAAAGCCCAAGAAGCAAAUAUGCCAAUGUUAGACGCCAUUUUGAAAAAGAACAUUCGACUUAUCGACUAUGAGAAGCUAAUGGAUGACUCUGGUAACCGCGUGGUUGCUUUCGGUAAGUACGCAGGCGUUGCCGGCAUGGUUAACAUUCUACAUGGAAUUGGCCUCCGCCUUCUGGCUCUUGGACAUCAUACUCCGUUCAUGCACAUUGGACCUUCACACAACUACAGGAACUCCAGCAUGGCCCGGCAAGCCAUAAGGGACGCGGGAUACGAGGUCGCACUCGGUAUGAUGCCCAAAUCUUUAGGCCCCAUCACAUUUGUUUUCACCGGGUCUGGAAACGUAUCUCAGGGAAGUCAAGAAAUAUUCCAGGAGUUACCACACGAAUAUGUUCCUCCAGAGAUGUUAAGAAAAGUGGCUGAACAUGGCAGUCCAAACAAAAUUUAUGGCUGCGAAGUACGCCGAAGACAUCACUUAGAGAGGAAAAAUGGAGGUGGUUAUGACGCCCAGGAGUAUGAUGAGCACCCUGAAAGAUAUAUUUCCACGUUUGCGCAAAAGAUAGCACCAUACACGUCCGUUCUGGUGAACUGCAUCUAUUGGGCGGUGGGCAGCCCCAAGCUGCUGACGAUCCCAGACGCGAAGCACUUGCUGCUGCCGUCACACACGCCAUGGCUGCCCAAGAGUGUUGGAGCUCCUGCACUGCCACACAGAAUGUUGGCGAUCUGCGACAUAUCAGCUGACCCCGGCGGCUCUAUCGAGUUUAUGAACGAGUGCACCACUAUUGACACGCCUUUCUGUCUUUAUGACGCCGACAGGAAUAAGGAUACCAAAAGUUUCAAGGGGCCUGGCGUUCUAGUAUGUUCUAUAGACAAUAUGCCAACACAAUUACCUCGUGAGUCAACGGACUUCUUUGGUGACCUAUUGUACCCAUACGCGGAAGAUAUUAUGAAAUCGGACGCUACUAAGCCAUUGGAAGAACAUAACUUUUCACCAGUUGUUCAAGGAGCUAUAAUAACAAGCAACGGCAAAUUGACGCCGCCUUUCGAAUAUAUCAACGAACUCAGAAUGGCGAACACUCGUUCCCGCCACAAGGUUGAGGGUAAUGACCAACAGUCCCCUGUCCUCAUUUUGGGAAGUGGUCUAGUGUCUGCCCCGGUUGUGGAAUAUUUGUCUCGUGACAAGAAUAUUGCCAUCACUGUAGCAUCAGCGGUCAAAGAAGAAGCAGAUGCCCUAGCUGAUCGCUAUGGAGUGUCAUCUGAGUACCUCGACGCUAAGAACGAGACCGCUCUUCGGGCUCUGACGUCACGAGCUCGAGUGGUCGUGUCUCUCUUGCCGUACGACCUUCACGGUGACGUAGCGAGGGCUUGCCUUGACAGUGGAGCUCAUAUGGUCACCGCUUCUUAUGUUAGGCCUGAGGUGCAGGAGCUGCAUAAAGCUGCAAAGGAUGCCGGUCUUACUUUCCUGAAUGAGGUUGGAUUGGACCCCGGCAUCGAUCACCUGCUUGCGCUAGAAUGCAUUCACGAUAUUCAGAACCAUGGAGGAAGGAUUGAUUCAUUCGUUUCUUAUUGCGGAGGAUUGCCAGCACCUGAAUUUAGCGACAACGCUCUUAGAUAUAAAUUCUCAUGGAAUCCUCGAGGCGUAUUGCUGAAUACCAUAUCUGCGGCCAAGUAUCUCAGUAAAGGACAGAUCGUAGAAGUAUUAAGCGGAGGUGAACUGAUGUCCGUGGCUCGAGAACUAAACUUCUUGCCUGGAUUUGCAUUCGAAGGCUUCCCCAACAGAGACAGCACUAAGUACUCUGCACUCUACGGUAUUGAAGACGCCCAUACUAUGUUCAGAGGAACUAUUAGAUAUAAAGGCAAGUAUCUUUCAAAUAGUUAA
Messenger RNA from Trichoplusia ni (cabbage looper), 2433 nucleotides. RefSeq names its product alpha-aminoadipic semialdehyde synthase, mitochondrial-like. The record is from RefSeq and is a predicted model, not a curated record. Bases 208 to 2433 code for a protein of 741 amino acids. Gene Ontology annotation, cellular component: cytoplasm. The transcript has 16 exons. Lineage: Eukaryota; Metazoa; Arthropoda; Insecta; Lepidoptera; Noctuidae. Gene Ontology annotation, molecular function: saccharopine dehydrogenase activity.